AUGAAAUCCAGAAACGACAACUACCAAAGAAGCAACAGCUCUUUGGGCCAGCCCUCCAGCUCCUCCAAAUCUUCAAAGUUUUAUGGUGGUGCCAGCGAAUCGGCUGAAUCACUUGUUGAGUUUGAAAGAUUGGAAGAAACCUUACCUGAGCCACUUAGAAGAUCGGCCUCUCAAUUGUUUGAGCAAUUGGUCACUCCCUCUGGAGGUAACCCGCCCACUGCUCCUAUUCCCGUUAGUCCUUUGGCCAUGAAUUCCGGCUCGUUUGAAAGUCGGUUCCAAGGAUUGUCUACUUGUGAUAAUAACUCUGGGUUCCCUUCUCCCAGGGUUCCCAUCAGUAAAGAACAUAGACAACAUUUGUUACAGAAGUUGUCUCAUCUGGAGAACGGAAGAUCUUCUAGUCCUGUUCCUAUUCCCAAACCUCAAUUCAAUGAAAGUGUCAUCAAACCAGCCAUGAACACCAAGCAAUCAUCAACAGGAGUUCUUUGGGUCACUGAAAGAGCUUCAGAAUAUGGAUUUGAUAUUCAAAAUUUGGAUUGGGCUAACUUGGGUCAGGGUGCUCCAGAAGUUGAUCAUAUUCCUGGAUGUUUUGAAAGACCCAAAACGGUUCCUGUUCCAGAAGUCAGUAUGGAAUAUGCUCCUACUGCUGGUAUUAAGGAAUUAAGAGAAGCAGUGGCUAAUUUGUACAAUGAAGAAUAUAGACGUGAUAAAAAGUCAAAAUAUACUUAUAAAAACGUGUGUAUUGUUCCUGGUGGAAGAGCAGGUCUUACUCGUAUAGCUUCUAUUAUUAGUGAUUGUUAUUUAUCAUUCUUUCUUCCAGAUUAUACUGCUUAUGCUGAGAUGUUGUCUUUAUUCAAGAACUUUCUGCCUAUUCCUGUGCCAUUAGAUGAGAGUGAUAAUUACCAUGUGAAAUUCAAUAUCAUCAAACAAGAAUUGAAUAGAGGAGUUAGUGCCAUGUUAACUUCCAAUCCAAGAAACCCUACGGGUAAAUGCUUUACCAAAGAGGAAUUGACGACUUUGCAUGAUUUAUGUCGUGAAAAGUGUCUUUUGAUCAUGGACGAAUUUUACUCCCAUUAUUAUUAUGAUGACAAUUGUAGUGGAUCUUCUAUUUCAUCUGCUGAGUACGUGGAAGACGUUAACAAAGAUCCAGUUUUGAUUUUGAAUGGAUUAACAAAAGCCUUCCGUUUACCAGGAUGGAGAAUAUGUUGGAUCUUGGGGCCCGAAGAAUAUAUUAAUAAUUUGAGUAGUGCAGGUUCAUAUUUGGAUGGAGGGUCCAAUGCUCCAUUCCAAUAUGAAGCGGUCAAUUUCUUGGAACCAUUAAAUGUUAGAAGGGAAAUGAAAGCUCUACAAUUACAUUUUAAGAUGAAGAGGGAUUAUGUCAUUGACAGAUUACUGCGUAUGGGGUUCACUUUCAAUGAGAAGAAUACUCCAAAUUCAACCUUUUAUAUUUGGUUGAAUCUUUCCCAUUUGCCGCUUAAAUUAUCCAAUUGUCUUGGGUUCUUCCAUGAAUGUCUUCAUGAGAAGGUGAUUGUUGUUCCUGGGUUCUUCUUCUUGAUUAAUCCUCAAAACUUGUCCAGAUUGGAGGACGUUAUCUGGUACAAUUAUGUCCGUAUCAGUUAUGGACCUGAGAUGCCUCAAUUGGUCAAGGGGAUGGAUGGCAUUGAGAAUAUCUUAAGAAGGUUCAACUGUCUUCCAUAUGAGUAG
Molecule: messenger RNA, 1701 nt
Organism: Lizanozyma spartinae
Lineage: Eukaryota; Fungi; Ascomycota; Pichiomycetes; Serinales; Debaryomycetaceae
Exons: 1
Coding region: 1-1701 (566 amino acids)
Biological process (GO): biosynthetic process
Molecular function (GO): pyridoxal phosphate binding
Source: RefSeq, a predicted model, not a curated record